AUGGGUGAUAGUGAAACAGUUGUUGCUCAAUCAUCAGCUAUCCAAGAGCAUCCAUCAACUACAGUUAAUAGAGAUUUGGCUGCUUCUACAGGUAUCGAUACCAUGGAUGUAGACAAUAUCAUUCCUCAUGAGGAUGAUCAAGCAUCCAUCCAGGUAAAGAUUGGAAGAAAGAAAGAGUUUGACGCAGCCCUAAGAAAACUUAGAGGGAAGGAUGCUGAUAUAUCUGAGGAGGCGGAUGAAAUCCAGGAUUAUAUAGAAACACUACAAAAGCUCCCGAAGGCCAAAAUAUUCGAUUUGUUUCAGAGAAGAUAUUUGCGAUCUGUCACUUGUACAAAAGAAACUCAUUGCCUUGUGGACUGUGAAACUGUGUCCAAGUGGAUAAUGAAGAAAAGUGCAGAGUCUGAAAAUAUGAAUUGGUAA
Messenger RNA from Lactuca saligna, 420 nucleotides. NCBI's taxonomy places the organism in Eukaryota, Viridiplantae, Streptophyta, Magnoliopsida, Asterales, Asteraceae. The record is from the annotation of a GenBank genome assembly.